Cynoglossus semilaevis (tongue sole) is the source of this 5513-nucleotide messenger RNA. It is a transcript of the gene mib1, whose product is annotated as MIB E3 ubiquitin protein ligase 1. Gene Ontology annotation, cellular component: cytoplasm. Gene Ontology annotation, biological process: protein ubiquitination; Notch signaling pathway; endocytosis. NCBI's taxonomy places the organism in Eukaryota, Metazoa, Chordata, Actinopteri, Pleuronectiformes, Cynoglossidae. The coding region runs from base 369 to 3494 and encodes 1041 amino acids. Gene Ontology annotation, molecular function: protein binding; zinc ion binding; ubiquitin-protein transferase activity. The record is from RefSeq and is a predicted model, not a curated record. The transcript has 23 exons.
GCCUCGCAUCUUCGGUUUUUAUCGUCUUUUUCCGUGGAUAGUUGUUGCUUGCCUGAGCUCUGGACGAUGAUUGACAAUAAUGGCGACACGAUCAUCCUGACUUGACUCCAGAGAACCAUCUCUGGCCGGAAAAGGAGAAGAUCUGGAUGGAUCGCCUGCGUCUCACGCAACAGCAUUAAGAAUAUACAAACACAUAGAGGAAAUCUAUCUGCCUGAGUGAGAAAGAGCUACUAGUCCAGGGAUCAUUAUCCUACUAGCACUGCGAUAGCUAGCGACUUGAAGUGCUAGCCUGCUAAGUUGGGAGGUGUUUCUCUCUGUGAGGUAGAAACGAAGAACUUGCUAAGUUGUAUUCUCUGGUCAUCCAAGCUAUGCAGAGAUUUUAUACGAACAAUCGAGCCAUGAUGGAAGGAGUAGGAGCGAGAGUGGUGCGUGGACCUGACUGGAAGUGGGGAAAGCAGGACGGCGGAGAGGGACAUGUCGGCACCGUCAGGAGUUUUGAAAGUCCAGAGGAGGUGGUAGUUGUGUGGGACAAUGGGACGGCUGCGAACUACCGUUGUUCUGGAGCGUAUGAUGUCAGGAUACUAGACAGUGCACCAACAGGCAUUAAACACGAUGGAACCAUGUGUGACACCUGCCGUCAGCAGCCCAUCAUUGGCAUUCGCUGGAAAUGUGCUGAGUGCACCAAUUAUGACCUUUGCACAACCUGUUACCAUGGAGACAAGCAUCACCUGAGACAUCGGUUCUACAGGAUCACCACCCCAGGCAGUGAGAGAGUACUUCUGGAGUCACGUCGCAAGUCCAAGAAAAUCACAGCCAGAGGAAUCUUCACCGGGGGCCGGGUGGUGAGAGGAGUGGACUGGCAGUGGGAGGACCAGGAUGGAGGCAAUGGAAGGAGAGGGAAGGUAACAGAGAUCCAGGACUGGAGUGCAGCCAGCCCUCACAGUGCUGCCUAUGUACUGUGGGACAAUGGGGCCAAGAACCUGUACAGAGUUGGAUUUGAGGGAAUGUCGGAUCUGAAAUGUGUGCAGGACGCCAAAGGGGGCUCCUUUUACAGAGACCACUGCCCAGUUUUAGGCGAGCAAAAUGGCAACAGAAAUCCUGGAGGUCUGCAAAUUGGCGAUCUGGUCAACAUUGACCUUGACCUGGAGAUUGUCCAGUCCCUGCAGCACGGCCAUGGCGGCUGGACUGAUGGCAUGUUUGAAACCCUCACGACCACUGGCACAGUUUGUGGCAUCGAUGAGGAUCACGACAUUGUGGUUCAGUACCCCAGUGGAAACCGAUGGACAUUCAAUCCAGCCGUGCUGACAAAGGCCAAUGUAGUGCGCAGUGGUGAGGUCGCAGCCGGGGCAGAGGGAGGCAGUUCCCAGUUCCUGGUGGGAGACCUGGUCCAGAUCUGCUACGACAUCGACCGCAUCAAACUGCUGCAGAGAGGACAUGGAGAGUGGGCCGAGGCCAUGCUACCAACCUUAGGCAAGGUGGGUCGUGUGCAGCAAAUCUACUCUGACAGUGACCUGAAGGUCGAGGUUUGUGGGACUUCUUGGACGUACAAUCCUGCUGCUGUCACCAAGAUCGCCCCCUCUGGCUCAGCUGUCAGCAACGCCUCUGGAGAGCGUCUGUCUCAGUUGCUGAAGAAACUAUUUGAGACACAAGAGUCGGGAGACAUCAACGAGGAGCUUGUCAAAGCGGCCGCCAAUGGAGACCUGGCCAAGGUGGAGGACAUUCUCAAGAGACCGGAUGUAGAUGUAAAUGGCCAGUGUGCUGGACACACUGCCAUGCAGGCAGCCAGUCAGAAUGGUCACGUAGAUGUCCUCAAGUUGCUGCUCAAACACAAUGUGGACCUGGAGGCCGAGGACAAAGAUGGAGACCGUGCAGUGCACCAUGCGGCCUUUGGCGACGAGGGCUCCGUCAUUGAGGUGUUGCAGAGGGGCGGGGCCGACUUGAACGCAAGGAACAAGCGAAGACAGACUCCACUGCACAUAGCUGUAAAUAAAGGCCACCUGCAGGUGGUCAAGACCCUGCUGGACUUCGGCUGCCACCCUAGCCUCCAGGAUUCAGAGGGAGACACGCCCCUGCAUGACGCCAUAAGCAAGAAAAGGGAUGACAUGCUGUCCGUCCUGCUGGAGGCAGGUGCCGAUGUCACCAUCACCAACAACAACGGGUUUAAUGCCUUGCAUCAUGCUGCCCUGCGUGGAAACCCCAGUGCCAUGCGUGUGUUGCUCUCCAAACUGCCCAGGCCUUGGAUCGUAGAUGAGAAAAAAGACGACGGUUACACUGCACUGCACCUGGCUGCCCUCAACAACCAUGUGGAGGUAGCUGAGCUGCUGGUGCACCAGGGCAAUGCCAGCUUGGACAUCCAGAAUGUCAACCAGCAGACAGCGUUACACCUGGCAGUGGAACGUCAACACACCCAGAUAGUCAGGCUGUUGGUGCGAGCAGAGGCCAAACUUGACGUGCAGGACAAAGAUGGGGACACGCCGCUGCACGAGGCACUACGUCACCACACAUUGUCCCAGUUGAGGCAACUGCAAGAUAUGCAGGAUGUCAGCAAAGUGGAGCCGUGGGAACCCUCCAAAAACACGUUAAUCAUGGGCCUGGGCACCCAGGGGGCAGAGAAAAAGAGUGCAGCAUCCAUCGCCUGCUUCCUGGCAGCUAAUGGAGCAGACCUGACCAUUCGUAACAAGAAGGGCCAGUCCCCUCUGGACCUGUGUCCUGACCCCAGCCUCUGCAAGGCUCUGGCCAAGUGUCAUAAAGAAAAAAGCAGUGUCCAGGUGGGCACCCGCAGCCCGUCUCUGAACAGCAACAUAGAGUCUCUGGAGGAGUGCAUGGUCUGCUCGGACAUGAAGAGAGACACUUUGUUCGGGCCCUGUGGACACAUCGCAACCUGUUCCCUCUGCUCGCCACGUGUCAAAAAGUGUCUCAUCUGCAAAGAGCAGGUCCAGUCCAGGACCAAGAUCGAGGAGUGCGUUGUGUGCUCCGACAAAAAGGCGGCCGUGCUGUUCCAGCCCUGUGGCCACAUGUGCGCUUGUGAGAACUGUGCCAGCCUCAUGAAGAAGUGCGUACAGUGCCGGGCUGUGGUGGAACGCCGCACGCCCUUUGUUCUGUGCUGUGGAGGGAAAGGUAUGGAGGAUGAUGCCGCUGAUGAUGAUGAUGAUGAUGAUGAUGAUGAUGAUGAUGACCUUACAGGGAGCUCUAACACUAUGGCAGGGGGGUCCCAGGAUCUUCUACAGCCCAACAAUCUGGCACUAAGUUGGUCCAGCGGAAACAUCCCAGCACUGCAGAGAGACAAGGACAACACCAAUGUCAACGCUGACGUGCAGAAGCUUCAGCAACAGCUCCAAGACAUUAAGGAACAGACCAUGUGUCCGGUGUGUCUGGACCGGCUGAAGAACAUGAUCUUCAUGUGCGGCCACGGCACGUGCCAGCUUUGCGGGGAUCGAAUGAGCGAGUGUCCUAUCUGCCGCAAGGCCAUCGAGCGCCGCAUCCUUCUUUAUUAGAUCUGACCGCAGACUCGUGUUCUUCUCCUAAAGUUUGCAGCAUUCACGCUUGCAAGGCCACAAAAAAAAACACAAUGGCUGCCUCUGCUGCUGCUGCUACUCCUUAUGCUGUCGCUGCUGUUGUUUGGCCACCAUCACAGCACCUGAAUCAGCCAGUCGGCCUGUCCACAUGUCUUAGUCUACACUACAAACCCUCUCUUAAUGGCUUGACUGUAUUCAUGUGGAUUUUCGCAGUUUCCUUUAUGCAUGUCACUUUUUUUUCCCCUCUCACUGCCGCCCUCUUCUGGUUUUCCUCACCCUUCCUCCCUUCUCCUCGUUCGACUUUUCCUUGAGUCUGUUUCAGUACGUUCAGACUCCUAGUCUUGGAUAUAAACUGUAGCGGUCGCUGCACCGUGGCUGGAUUUGAACAUGGAUGAGCUCUGAGCGCUAGAGCAAAAAAAAGUGUUGACGCGGCCGUGUCAGUGUCUGUUACCUUGGAUGUAAAGUUUCUCGUGCUCCUGUUCAGCUGGGCACCGACUGCAGCGGACACUUAUUGUAUUUUCAGAAUUUUUCUUCAAGUGUUUGGGUAUGAGAAGCCUCCCGAUGUGGAUUAUGAGUCAUUCAGUUAUUGUGUCAGUAUGACGGCUUGGUCAAAGAAUCAGUAAGUGUUUUUUUCAAGGCUUUGUGUCUGUGUUCAGUUUGGCUGAUGUAAAUGAUGACCAUUUGUUGGCAGUUUUGCACUAGAAAAGCUGAAUCAGGGUUUAAAAAACAAAAACAUUAUUUGACACACACACACACACACACACACACACACACACAUACUCUUCCUAUGUUUUGGUGGUUUUCGUCUGCUGUGUGAUCAAACACAGAGCAGACUGACCUCCAGGUAGCACACCACACCUGAACUUUAGUUUACCAAACAGUAAGAGGAAGGACGGUGUUACAACGACUCCACCCUCCUGAAUGGCUGCUGGUUUGUUGGGAUUUAAGACGAGCACACAAACGUAUUCCACUUCUGUUCAGUGAUCAGUUCUCGUUCUGUCGUCUCUGUUUAACGUCCGACUCUCAUGUGACCUGUUGGUAUUGUUUAAAAAAAAAAGGAAAUCCAAUUCCCCAAGCUUCGCUACUUCACCAUCGACACCCAUGUGCCAUUCUCUUCCAAAAUCUACUGUUAAAUUUUCUUUAAGGUGCUCUGCUAGUUCUUAUUUAUGUUCCUUUACUUUUACCUGAAGCAUUUACUGAGCUAGAAAGUACAAUCUACUACAAGUCUAUCUUGAAAAUUUGGAAUAAAAUAUUUUCUACCGCUCCCAAAAAACUCUAAGGUAUCACUGCCUGAACGUAGCCUCAAACUCUCUUAAACAUUCUGCUUUGAUGUUAAUGUUGAAAUAUGUUCCUUUUGUAUUUCUGUUUUGAUUUUUGUUUUUUUGACAAUAGCUUUUUUUUUGUAGAUAGAAAUUUUUUUUCCCACAGAAAUUGUUCUCUGUACGGCUAAUCUGUUUGUGUGAAACUGAAAAAAAAUAUAUAUAUACUUUUGUUGUCAAAUCUGUCAAGUAUCCUGUCGCCAGUAUUUUAUUUUAGAUUCAAUCUUCUUAUUUUUUUUCUAAAGACAGAUCAAGGCCUUAUGUUUUUGGGAAAGACAAUUAUUCAUGUGUGGAAUCUGUGGGGACGUGUGACCAGAAGCGUCCCCCUGUUCUUGAGGACUGAAAGAAACCUUUUAUUAUUUUGAGUAUCAGUUCUGACUCUUCUCACUGGUAACACUUUAAGCUACAAGCACUGAUUGGCUUUAUGGUAGUGUUGUCUUGUUGUGGGUGUGAUGACGAAGCCUAUUUUGUACUUUACCCCUCCCGUACCCCCUGCCUCCUCCCCCCUCUCUGUUGACUGUCCUGUUGACAAAUUCAUCUGUGGCGUCUGUUGGCAUGAAUGUGUGACGUUGUGCAGUUACAGUACGGCAUCGUAUCAUGGAAGCAGUUCAGUCUGUAUUGCUCAUAAGUGCUUUUAAAAACAACUCUGUGGCUGGAAUAAAGCUCUAAAUGAACCAAA